CAAGUGUUAAAGGAGGCAAAGGAUUGUCCCCGGCGAACUUGACGACGGAAAGUGGAAUGGAGGCAUUUUCUCUAAGCGUUACAUCAACACACUUAACUUGGAACAGCUCCACUUCAGUGGAAGGACACGUGCGGGGGCUUCAUUGACAGACCAUUAAAUAACAGUCAGCAAUGUGCGUCAUACUCUGAUUAUACAGCCUCAAGCUGGCACCAAGCUCAAGUGGAUUCGUGGACAGUGUUUCGGCUUGUAAUAUGUAAAGUACGUUGGAGUUAAAUCUAAACAUUUCAUGCUGUACAUGCUUAAGAACUCUCUUUAUUUUACUUCAUGCCGACAUAAUCUUCCAUGGUGUCAACUGUCAGUCAACAGCCUUACGAUGUCGUGUGCGUGUUGAUUUCAAAACAAUACCGCUGAAGAGGCGAAAUUGGGAUGGUUUAUUAAUUUAUUUGGAAUGUAUUGGCGUAUAUAACCUGCAGGGCCUGCUUUUCAUCAGUAGAGAUUGAGAAGCCUCAAGGAGUUUUGGCAUACUGAAAAACGAGAACAUAAGGCUUAAACAUUGUGCUGGAAGAGUAAUUAUAGGGAAUUCUGGUAGUACAACUAUCUUGCGGAUUCUGUUCGACUUAUUAAGUGUAUGAGAGCUCUGUGGGAGUUAUUACUCGGGGUCUUCAUCUUUCCUAAUCAAACAACCGAAAUGAACUUACCGGAGCCCGAAAGCGAAUAUUCUUCUACCCCAGAACCGGAAUCUGAAACAACAUCGGAACCGGAGUCAGUGUCAGAAUAUUUAAAUUCUUCACCUGAACCCGAGUCUGAAUAUCUCAGCACGGAAGCUGAAUACAGUUCCACAUCUGAACCUUUGUCAGAAUAUCACAGCCCGGAACCAGAAUACAGCUCCACAUCUGAACCUUUGUCAGAAUAUCACAGCCCGGAACCAGAAUACAGCUCCACAUCAGAACCUUUGUCAGAAUAUCACAACCCGGAACCAGAAUACAGCUCCACAUCUGAACCUUUGUCAGAAUAUCUCACCCCGGAACCAGGAUACAAUGCCACAUCUGAACCUUUUUCAGAAUAUGCCUCGUCUGAACCCUUCUCAGAGGUCUUUCGUCCUGAACCAGAAUUUAACUCAACGUCGGAACCGUUUUCAGAAUUCUAUGCACCUGAAUCAGAAUAUACCAGUCCCGAACCAUAUACAGAACCAGUGGCCGAACCAGAAGGAUGGCCGGAACCGGGCCCAAACUGGCAGCAGUCAUACCUGGAAUGGCGCGAGGCAUGGCCCCUGCAUGUGUAUAUAUUCGGACUGAUUUAUAUUUCUGAUGUUUUCGGGAUUCUCCUAAUCUCGGCCAUGUUCGCGGGCAACAAAGGUCAGCGCAGAAGCAAGACCACCAUUGCCCUGAAUGCAAUGAUCAGCUUCUUUGGUGGAACUCGUGCGCUGAAUCUGUUCUUGGACCCUUAUUCUUCUACAAACUCCGUCCCUUUUCUCUUCUCACACAUGCUGUGGUCACUAGGAUUUCCCGGACUGACGGCGUCAUUUAGUAUAGUACUCCUCAUCCUGUUGGACACCACAAAGAUGGACAUCGCUCCCCCGAAAUUCCAGAAGCUCGGCAAUAUCAUCCUCAUCACGACCAUCCAUUUCAUCAUCGUCUCUGUCGUUGACGUCCUUGUCAUGUUUUUCGGGGCUCAGGUGAAGGCUCUGCUCGUGUUCUGUCAGAUCCUGUUCGUCAUCUAUGGCUUGGUGCUGGCUAUAGGAUUCUCCUAUGCAGGCUACAUGAUCAAGAGGAACCUCAGCGCAUCUGACGGAGUUAAAGACGAGCAAACUCUGCGUCUUCUGCGACUGACCAAGACGAUCUACAUCUCCGCCUUCGUCUCUUUUUCCAUCUGCGUCACCAACCUCUACUCCGCCGUCUCUGACUUUGGCGUGUUCAGCACCAAGGGCUUCGUGGAGUCAUGGCCGUGGUGGAUAUUGCAAACAGUGCUGAGGUUGGAGGAAAUAGCCGCGUCCUUGGUAGUACUGACCAUCUUCAUCAAGACGUCCCCAACGAAGACACUUGUCGGCUACUUCACCCAUCUGUGUCCCAGGAGGUCAAACAGCAUCAACACUUCUCUCAAAGAAAAGGACAUUUCUGAACAGCAGUACACAGAGACGACACAAGUACCGAAAAAGGUGGCAUGGAUACCGACAACAGACACUGAUCGGCAUCGGGAAGAGUACUGUUGAGUCCAUACUGGCACACCAUGUUGGUGAGUUGGACAGCCAGUGGUAUCAGAGAGGCAAAUAGGUUCCUACUCUGUCUAAAGACGGCAACAGCAUCAUAUUCCCUAAUGGGUCCCUGAGUGAGGAUGUUUAGAGGUCAGAUUGAUAUCAAAGAAGGUUCUCUUAUUUUACCUACUUCAGUUUUAAUCUCUUUGUGAUAUUAUCAUUUUAGAAAGCUCACAUUUGGCCACCUGAAGAACUCAGUUAUCCUUCAUGUAGAUUGAGCGGUCAAAUUCCCCUGCAGUAUGAGUGAGUGAGUUUAGCUCUACGCCGCACUCAGCAAUAUUCCAGCUACAUGGCGGCGGUCUGUAAA
This is a messenger RNA of Haliotis rubra (blacklip abalone), 2558 nucleotides long. RefSeq lists its product as uncharacterized. The record is from RefSeq and is a predicted model, not a curated record. Lineage: Eukaryota; Metazoa; Mollusca; Gastropoda; Lepetellida; Haliotidae.